Phasianus colchicus (ring-necked pheasant) is the source of this 997-nucleotide messenger RNA. The record is from RefSeq and is a predicted model, not a curated record. NCBI's taxonomy places the organism in Eukaryota, Metazoa, Chordata, Aves, Galliformes, Phasianidae.
CUCCUCCCCCGGCGCCGGCCGCGCCGCAGCCGCUUCCUGCCGGGCCCGCGGCAGCCUGGCCCCGGGCUGCCGGACGGAGGCGGGCGCCGAGCGUGCCGCGGGCUCAGGUCCCUAACCAGCCAAGAUGCCCAUCCGCGUGGAUCAAAUGAUGCAACUGCUUUGCAGUGUUUCUCAGGAGAAGGGAAUGACAGCAGCUGUCAAGCACUCUGGUAGAGGAGCACUCCUAGCAGGUGCAACUGCAUUUGUUGGGGGUUUGGUUGGAGGUCCACCUGGCAUCGCUGUAGGAGGAGCACUUGGUGGACUGCUUGGUGCCUGGAUGACCAGUGGACAGUUCAAGCCAGUCCCUCAGAUUUUAAUGGAGUUGCCUCCUGCGGAGCAGCAGAAGCUCUUCGAUGAAGCCAUUGCAAUAGUCAGGAAUCUAGACUGGACUGAUAUUGCUCAGCUGACUGCACUUGUCAUGGGAAGUGGUCAUCUCCAGCAGCAGUUGGCAGGAGUGGUGAUAAAUUACCUCACCAGAGAGCUAAGUGCAGAGAUAAAGUAUGGGGAAUAAAUCUUCCCAGAGAAUGUUUUUAGAUUGUAGUGAAUUUUACUCUGACAGUUGUGAUUCUUCAAUGUAUCAAUUGUUAGUUAGCUUUACUAGUUACAAAUGUAGGCAGAUCUAAGUAUUACCUUUUUUUUUUAGCACAAGUUAUUAUAGGUUUAUUGUAUUAUCCUGUCACUGCCUUGCUGUGUUAUUUGAAGUACUGUGUAGUGGGAUUGAAUUCAAGAUCACUGAAGGGAAUUCUGGUUCUCUUGCCAGAUAAUGUAGCACUAGGUAAAAUUUUCAAAGUCCUUGUAUUUUAUUUAGGAGAUGUAAACCUGUUUGUUGAAGUGCUUUAAAUUUCUUCUGUGUAUAGCAUGAGUGCUAAAGUGUCGAGGGCACUUAGAAGAAUUUUACCUGGUGCCCGAGUAUUACAAGGGAAAGUUGCAAGAAAUUAUUUCUACUGUGAACUCACAA